This is a messenger RNA of Bemisia tabaci, 4311 nucleotides long. RefSeq names its product Transient receptor potential cation channel gamma (gene Trpgamma). NCBI's taxonomy places the organism in Eukaryota, Metazoa, Arthropoda, Insecta, Hemiptera, Aleyrodidae. Gene Ontology annotation, biological process: regulation of cytosolic calcium ion concentration; calcium ion transmembrane transport. Gene Ontology annotation, molecular function: inositol 1,4,5 trisphosphate binding; protein binding; store-operated calcium channel activity. The record is from RefSeq and is a predicted model, not a curated record. Gene Ontology annotation, cellular component: cation channel complex; plasma membrane.
GCCUCGACUUGAUGUUCGUCUCCCGAUCGCCCCGUCCGCGAGUUCGUGUUUCUCCCCGGCCCUCCCCUCUCCCCCGUAGUUUCCCUUAAUUUCCAUAAUCCCCCCGCGCCCCCCUCCCCUCCCCCCGGUAGGAUCUUUUUCGGGGCCGCAUCAGUCGGCUCGGGGCUAAUUAUGAGCGGGGUAAUGUCUGCCGUGGCCGGUCGGCAGCGCUAGGCAACGUUCCGUUUCCCCAACUCGGGUCCGCGCGGAAAUCCCGGUGCCUCGUUCGAAAAUGUAAUAGUGCUCCUCUCCGCGCUAGGUUUUUCCUGUCUUGCUCAGGAUUGUUAUAAUCCCAAAUUGCUUCGGUCGGAACGUGUGGAAUUUAACGUUUUCCGUUUGCAGGUCGUGAGGAUGGGCUUUCGGAGAGGAGCUUUAAAGUCCUAGCGGGAGUUUUCGAGAGCCGGGAGCGGCAGACGGGAUGCCCGGGAGCGUGUAAGGCUCCGGGAUCGAGACGGAUCGCCGUAGAUUGAUGGUGUGACUCGCCGGCCGAGAAAUGAGCUCCUCAGAUCAUGUCCAUCUCAAUUUGAACCCGCUACACGCAUUUUUUUCGGAAUGGCUGGGUCAUGACACGGACUUGCCGCCCUAUGACCUUUCUGCUGAUGAGGGUGGCGAGCUUUCCACCGUAGGCGUCACGCGAUUGACGCUGCAGCCGUGUGUGAUGGACCAAGACGUGGAACAUGGCCGCGAGUACAAUCACAGGCCCUCCAACGCGUCACGCUGCUUCCACGACAAAUCCAAGCCCGGUGCCAACAACAUCAAGAAACACAGCAUCCACGGGAUGACGGAGGGAGAAAAUGUGGUGCGGCCGCAUCAAGAGAUGGCGCAGCUGACUCUGGACGAGAAACAGUUCCUGCUUGCAGUCGAGCGUGGCGACAUAGCCUCGACCGGCAGGAUACUGGAAAACCUCCACCAGCGGGACAUCAACAUCAACUGCGUGGAUCCUCUUGGUCGGUCGGCGCUGCUCAUGGCGAUCGACAACGAGAACCUGGACAUGGUGGAGCUUUUGAUAGAGCACAAAGUCGACACCAAGGACGCCCUCCUCCACGCCAUCUCCGAGGAGUUCGUCGAGGCCGUUGAGCUUCUCCUUGACCACGAGAAAACCUGCCACAAAAACGGCGAACCUCACAGUUGGGAGGCUCUACCACCGGACACUGCCACGUUCACGCCUGACAUCACUCCAUUAAUUUUAGCAGCUCAUCGUGAUAACUAUGAAAUCAUCAAAAUUCUACUAGAUCGAGGGGCGACUCUUCCAAUGCCUCAUGAUGUCAGGUGCGGGUGUGACGAGUGCGUGACGUCACGGAUCGAGGACUCGUUACGUCACUCGCGGUCGCGGAUAAACGCGUACCGCGCCUUGGCCAGUCCCUCACUCAUCGCCCUCUCCUCCAAAGACCCCAUCCUCACCGCCUUCGAGCUUUCCUGGGAACUCAGACGGCUCAGCUUCCUAGAACACGAGUUUAAAAGUGAAUACCAGGAAUUAAGAAAGCAGUGCAUGGACUUCGCAACGGCCUUGUUGGACCACACGCGGAGUUCAUACGAACUAGAAGUGCUCCUUAACCAUGACCCAACGGGACCAGCCUUCGAGCAUGGAGAGCGUAUGCAUCUCAACCGCCUCAAACUAGCCAUCAAACUUCGCCAAAAAAAAUUUGUAGCGCACCCUAACGUGCAACAACUCCUAGCUUCAAUUUGGUACGAAGGACUGCCAGGGUUUAGAAGAAAAAAUAUGGUGCUCCAAGCUUUAGAGAUUGUCCGGAUAGGAAUAAUGUUCCCUCUUUUUUCAUUCAUGUAUAUCCUAGCGCCUCAUUCCAGUGCCGGACAAACUCUUCGCAAGCCUUUUAUAAAAUUUAUAUGUCAUUCGGCCUCUUAUUUUACAUUUCUAUUUUUAUUAAUAUUGGCGUCACAACGAAUUGAGUCAAUUUUAGGUGAUUGGUUUCUAAAUGGGGAGUCGCCCUCUUACGUUAGUUACGCCAGUAACGAUUUGACCAAGAGAGGGUCCCCACCGUCCUUAGUUGAGUGGCUUAUUCUAAGUUGGGUUUGUGGACUGAUAUGGAGCGAGGUGAAACAAUUAUGGGACGUUGGGCUGGAAGAAUACGCAGCCGACAUGUGGAACGUCAUUGACUUCGUUACCAAUUCGUUGUAUGUCGCCACCGUAGCACUUAGGGUCGUCGCACACUUUCAAGUACAAAAAGAAAUGAAAUUAAAAAUGCGGACGGAAGACGUUCCGAGAGAAGAAUGGGACACGUGGGACCCCAUGCUCAUCUCCGAAGGCCUUUUUUCUGCAGCAAAUAUUUUUAGCUCUCUUAAACUUGUGUAUAUAUUUUCUGUAAAUCCUUACUUGGGCCCACUACAAGUAUCUUUAAGUCGAAUGGUGCUGGAUAUAAUGAAGUUUUUUUUCUUAUACGUCCUCGUCCUUUUUGCAUUUUCUUGUGGUAUGAAUCAAUUACUGUGGUAUUACGCGGACAUGGAGAAGCAACGAUGUCCGAACGCGACGUCAUCUUUCGAUCCGAAAAGUGUCAGCGAUCCCGAUGCCUGCCUCGUAUGGCGUAGAUUCUCCAACCUUUUUGAAACAAUUCAGACGCUAUUUUGGGCUGUAUUUGGUCUCGUGGACUUGGAUAACUUUGAACUGGCCGGGAUCAAAAGUUUCACGCGAUUUUGGGGCAUGCUCAUGUUCGGCACUUAUUCUGUCAUCAAUAUUGUUGUGCUUUUGAAUUUGCUGAUAGCUAUGAUGAAUCAUUCUUAUCAGCUGAUAUCCGAAAGGGCAGAUGUGGAGUGGAAGUUUGCGAGAAGCCGAUUAUGGAUUAGUUAUUUUGAGGAAGGCGGCACCGUUCCUCCUCCGUUCAACAUUAUUCCUACACCGAAAAGCCUCUUUUAUUUCAUCAUGUGGCUUCAAAAGCGGAUUUACGGUCACACAAGAACGGCCAAAAAAGAGCACAUGCGGACAAUACGGGUGAAGCAAGCCAGUGAGAGGGACAUAAGGUACCAAAGCAUCAUGCGGAAUUUAGUUCGACGCUACGUCACGGUGGAACAACGAAAAGCAGAAAACGAGGGGGUAACAGAGGAUGACGUCAACGAGAUCAAACAGGAUAUCUCCGCCUUCCGGUUCGAGCUCAUCGAAAUCCUUAGGAAUGCCGGCAUGAAAAUUACCUCCAGCUCCGGCACGGGCACAGGUGCAGGUGGGAAGAAAAACCGUCAGAAAGAGCGGCGGCUCAUGAAAGGCUUCAACAUCGCGCCGACGCCUUCGUCCGGCGGGCUAGGCAGCCAGCAGGGCUCCUUGCCGGCCGAGUUCAUCGCCAGCUUCCAGAACGUGGGCCACCACGUGGGACAUCACGGGCUGAGCCCCUCGCACGAGCUCCUCGAGUCCCUCCACUCAGGCCUCAUCGGGCGCUCCUCGGGGAUCACGAUGCGCCGCGCCUACUCCUCCAACAACCAGAACAUGCUCCACCUGGAGGGCGCCCACCGGAGCUCCGCCAAGUACAAAAAGCGAAACGCCUCCCGCAAGAAGCGCUGGGAGAGCCUCAUCGAGGCGGCCAUCACGGGCCGCGUCUCGCGCUUCAUGUCCAAGUCCCGCUCGGAGGACUCCGUCUGCGAGGGCGCCUCCCCGGAGCCGCGCCCCCACGGGCAUCAGCGCCCCGGGGACGGCCACUUCCCGGAGCGCGCCGAGGCCUUGGCCGCCCUCCGCAAGAAGCGGGAGAACUUCGCCAGCGCCUCCAAGCACCUCGGGCACACGGCGCCCAAGUUCCAGGACGCCGCCUCCAAGCUCCACCUCAAGCGGGCGGCCAGCGUUCCCGUCCAGAUCCCGGACCCGGCCCAGGGCCUCGGUCUCCCCGUCCGGCUUGAUCAAACCCAGUCCGUCGACUCCCAGUCACAGGUGCAGAGCACGUUGUCGCCGUCGACGACGGACGAGAGCGUGACGGCGGAGGCGGAGCGGCUCCUGAUCGAGCCGUACACGAGCUCCGCGUCGGGGGACCUGAAGACGACCCACGACAGCGGCACCUCCGGCCCCGGCCCCGGCACCGGGCGCGAGUCCCAGGACCUCAAGGGACACAACAACGGCUACCGCCCGCCCAACGCCUCCAUCCCCGGCGUCCAGCCCCUCAGCGGACACACCAACUCCGAGGGCUGGCUGUAGCCUCCUUCGCCCAACUCCCCACCCCCCUUCUCUACUCUUUUAUAUGCGCUAAUUCUAAGCAGAAUCAAAUUAUUUUUAUCCUUUUUAUAUAUUUUCAACUCAACAUGUUCAACACUGCCGUGCCGAGGAAAAACGCCGUAUGAACC